Molecule: messenger RNA, 1949 nt
Organism: Anarrhichthys ocellatus (wolf-eel)
Lineage: Eukaryota; Metazoa; Chordata; Actinopteri; Perciformes; Anarhichadidae
Product: dynein regulatory complex subunit 4-like
Exons: 10
Coding region: 98-1768 (556 amino acids)
Biological process (GO): flagellated sperm motility
Cellular component (GO): Golgi apparatus; microtubule; motile cilium
Molecular function (GO): small GTPase binding; microtubule binding
Source: RefSeq, a predicted model, not a curated record
UGUCUGUCUAUCGGUCCACCUGUAUCUAUGACAACAAGCAACAACAAAAGAUACGUUGCAUGACAGCUCGUGUUAGCUCUGAGCCGAGGACCGUUAGAUGACUGUUUGCCAACAGGCUAACUACUGUUUCUUUUUGCUCCCAACAUUUGAGAGCGUGUUACGAUAUUUGACGAUGCCACCCAAGACUAAAAGCAAAAAGGCCGUGAAGGGGAAGUCGGUGGUGGACGGCCUUUCAACGGAGGAGAUGUCCAAGGACCAGCUGGAGGAGCACAUCGUCCGCCUCCGAGAGGAGCUGGACAGAGAGCGGGAGGAGAGGAGCUACUUCCAGCUGGAGAGGGACAAGAUCCAGGCCUUCUGGGAAAUCUCCAAGAGGAGCCUGGAGGAGCAGAAGGCCGAGCUGAGGAACCGACACAGGGAGAGAGAGGAGGCAGAGGAGCGCCACCAAGUGGAGAUUACUGUAUACAAGCAGAAGCUGAAGCACGUUCUGUCUGAACACCACGGCACCAUCUCCGGGCUGAAGGUGGACGCCGUCGCUUCGACCACGCUGGUCCAGAACCAGCACACUCAGUCGGAGCUCGGGCUUCAGAGGGAACUGCACGGCCUGCAGGCCGACUUCAGGGAGAAGAAGCUCCACAACGAAAACAUCAUCAAGGAGCUGAAGCUGAAGCACCAGGUGGAGUUAAUGGAGCUGGCAAACAACCGUGAUAAAAUAAUCAGAGACAUGGAGGUGAAAUAUCACGAGAAAAUGCAGUCGAUGACCGAAGCGGAGGCGAAAAAGCUUCGGGCCGAGGUCGACGGCAUCGAGGACAGAAUGAAAAGCCGCGUUGAGACUCUGAUAGAGGAGCACGACAGAGCACUCAGACGCGCCGACGAUUACUACUCUGCUGUGCAAAAGAAACUGCUGCUGGACCAGAACAAGCUGAAGGAUGAACUUGCGAAGGAGACAAAGCUGCAGACGCGAGUGGAGAAAAAGCUUUCAGCGGCAGAGCAGGAGAACAAACGUCUGAGCGAGGCUCUGCAGGAAGCCCAGCAGAAGCUUCCCGAGUUACAAAAACAGCAGCACGACUACAAGCAGGCCAAGACCAAGAUCGUGGCAACUAAAGCUCGAGUGAAGGUCCUUGAAAAGGAGCUGAGGGACCUGUCGAUGGAGCACGAGCUGCUGCUGCAGGCGUUCGAGAAGGUUCAGCAGGAGCGCGACGAGCUGUUGAAGAAACAGACUGAGGUCAUCCUGGACAUACGGCAGAAGAGCGGACUGAAGCAGCUGCUGCUGGAGAGGAAGUUGGCAGCUCUGACCGAAACUGUGGAGAAGAAGGAGGCACAGCUCUGCGCCGCACUGUCGGCUUCCAACAUCGACCAAACUGCAGGCAGCAGGGCCGCAAACAAACUCCAGGGAAUGCUGGAGUCUAAACAAGCCACCAUCGAGGCCUUACAGAGCGACUUGGCUCGAGAUUGUACGGUCAGUUCAUUUAAAAGGGUUUUCAUGCAGUUAUUUAAUAAUUCUGAGCGUAAUCGCAGUCAGCUGAAUGACAUAAACGUGUGUGUGACCUGCAGGAGUACGACGACCUGCUGCAGACCUGUAAGGAGAAGCUCAAGGAUUUGGACGUCCCUCUGUUCGACUUUCCCUUCAGGCCUUCGGAGCGGCUCCUGGGUGGACAGACUCGGGUACAGGACUCUCCUGGACCUGCCUCCAAACAAUGAAGUCAUCCAGGUGUCAGGUGUACACUCACCUGCUCUUCCCGGAUGCUUUCCAACCCCAAAAACUACUUGACCUCUCCGCCUCUUGAUCAUUUCCUACAAGUCACAUAACAUUAAUGAACUUUGACGUCCUUUCUCCUUGUUAUUCAACCAAUUCAUGUCUUUCCAUCGAUGCUGCUGGUGAUGACGCUGUUUACCAGGUAAACUCUGAUGUCUUAUGUUGGUAAACAACAAUAAACUAAUGACUCAAGGCA